This is a messenger RNA of Tauraco erythrolophus (red-crested turaco), 2870 nucleotides long. NCBI's taxonomy places the organism in Eukaryota, Metazoa, Chordata, Aves, Musophagiformes, Musophagidae. The record is from RefSeq and is a predicted model, not a curated record.
GAAAAGUCAUCAACAAAGACUUGCGCCACUACUUGAGCCUUCAGUUCCAGAAGGGCUCGAUAGACCAUAAACUCCAGCAAGUGAUCAGAGACAACCUCUACUUGAGAACCAUCCCUUGCACUACAAGGGCUCCCAGAGAUGGGGAGGUCCCUGGAGUAGACUAUAAUUUCAUUCCUGUUGAGCAGUUUAAAGCACUGGAAGAAAGCGGAGCCUUGCUAGAAAGUGGAACAUAUGAUGGUAACUUUUACGGCACUCCGAAGCCUCCGGCGGAGCCCAGCCCCUUCCAGCCCGAUCCAGUGGAUCAAGUUCUUUUUGACAAUGACUUUGACACCGAAUCACAGAGGAAAAGAACCACAUCUGUCAGCAAAAUGCAAAGGAUGGACAGUUCUCUCCCUGAAGAGGAGGAGGAGGAGGAAAAGGAAGCAGUGAAUGGCAGCGGAGGGAUAGAAAACAAAGAAAAACAUUCAGAUUCUCCUGACUGGAUGAAACCUGUUCCCAGCUACAACCAGACAAGCAGCUCCAUGGACUUCAGAAAUUACUUGUCGAGGGAUGAAACCCUGGAACCCCUGCCCAAGAACUGGGAGAUGGCCUACACCGACACCGGCAUGAUCUACUUCAUCGAUCAUAACACCAAGACAACCACGUGGCUUGAUCCGCGGCUCUGUAAGAAAGCCAAAGCUCCUGAAGAUUGUGAAGAUGGAGAACUUCCUUACGGGUGGGAAAAAAUAGAAGACCCUCAAUACGGAACAUACUAUGUUGAUCACAUUAACCAGAAAACUCAGUUUGAAAACCCAGUAUUGGAAGCCAAAAGGAAAAAACAGCUAGGACAGACUGAUGUUGGCCCUUCAAAAUCAGGACCAGAGAAGUCUGCCUUCACCAGAGAUCCAUCCCAGCUCACCGGGGCACUUAUACGGACGUCGCUGAAGAAAAGUACCAUGGGGUUUGGCUUUACAAUCAUCGGAGGGGACAGACCCGAUGAGUUUCUCCAGGUGAAGAAUGUCUUGAAAGAUGGACCCGCUGCACAAGAUGGGAGAAUUGCACCAGGUGAUGUCAUUGUAGACAUAAAUGGAAGUUGUGUCCUUGGCCAUACCCAUGCAGAUGUUGUCCAGAUGUUUCAGCUAGUUCCUGUCAAUCAGUAUGUGAACAUGACUUUGUGUCGUGGUUAUCCUCUUCCUGACGACAAUGAAGACCCUGUGGUAGAUAUCGUGACAGCCACACCUAUCAUCAACGGACCGCCUGUGACCAAAGGAGAUGUUUGUGUGACCAGCCAAGAUUUAAUAGCAGGAGCAGUUGUGUUGGACCAGAAUGGAAAAAUGGGCCCUAUGUUGGUCAAUGGUCGUCUGAAUGGCCCUUCCAUGGAUACAACUGAGCAGAGGAUCUCUCUUGCAUCUUCAGGAGGCUCUCAGCCAGAGCUGGUCACCAUUCCUCUAGUCAAAGGUCCUAAAGGCUUUGGGUUUGCCAUUGCAGAUGGUCCUACGGGACAGAAGGUGAAAAUGAUUUUAGACAGCCAGUGGUGCCAAGGCCUUCAGAAAGGGGACGUGAUCAAGGAGAUCUGCCAUCAGAACGUACAGAGCUUGACACAUCUGCAGGUGGUGGAGGUACUGAAGCAGUUUCCAGUAGGAGCAGAGGUGCCACUGCUUAUCUUACGAGGAGGUCCACCCUCACCUACUAAAACUGCCAAAGGGAAGGACAGGCAGGACAGCUCCGGGAGUUUGGAAGCUGUCGGCGAUCCCGUCCCACAGCCGAUGCCGUUUCCGCCCGCCGCCGUACGACCGGGCUCUCCUAAACCAGACCCGUCAGAAGUCUACCUGAAAUCUAAGACCAUAUAUGAGGACAAACCUCCGAACACGAGAGAUUUGGAUGUUUUCCUGCGAAAACAAGAGUCAGGCUUUGGUUUCCGGGUGCUCGGAGGGGACGGACCGGAUCAGCCCAUUUACAUCGGAGCCAUAAUCCCGCUGGGAGCAGCAGAAAAAGACGGCCGGCUUCGAGCUGCGGACGAGCUGAUGUGCAUCGAUGGAGUCCCUGUGAAAGGGAAGUCGCACAAGCAAGUUUUGGACUUAAUGACCAGUGCUGCACGGAACGGUCAGGUGCUGCUCACAGUCCGGAGAAAGAUCUUCUUUGGUGGGGAGAAGCAAGCGGAGGAGGAGGAGUCGCAGCCCGUCGUGACGCAGAACGGCUCUCCCCGGCCGAACCGGGCAGAGUUGGCCAACCAGCAGCCCCCAGAGGUCUAUGACGUCCGUCUGCAGCGGAAGGAGAACGAAGGAUUUGGCUUCGUCAUCCUCACUUCAAAGAACAAACCUCCUCCGGGUGUGAUUCCCCACAAGAUCGGGCGCGUUAUCGACGGGAGCCCCGCGGAUCAGUGCGGGAGGCUGAAAGUGGGCGACCGCAUCUCGGCGGUGAACGGUCAGUCCAUCGUGGAGCUCUCGCACGACAGCAUCGUGCAGCUGAUCAAGGACGCCGGCAACGCGGUGACGCUGACCGUCGUGGCCGAGGAAGAACAUCGUGGUCCUCCGUCGGGAACAAACUCGGCCCGGCAGAGUCCGGCCCCGCAGCACCGGCCACUGCCUCCAGCACCGAUGGCCCCGUGCGGAGCAGACAGGGGAGCUACGGAAGGUGACGCUGGAAAAGAAGUUUCAAAUAGUUACAGACUCUCCUGGCCCGAGCAUAAGCACUUGGCACAGUCCGACGCUGGCGUUGCUUCGGCCACCGGCAGCCGUCAUUCCCAGAAUCCUGGCUGUUUCCCAGUAGAGUUGGAAAGGGGCCCUCGAGGGUUUGGAUUCAGCCUCCGAGGAGGGAAGGAAUACAACAUGGGCUUGUUCAUCCUCCGGCUGGCGGACGACGGGCCGGCUGUGAAGGACGGGAGAGUGCAC